Molecule: messenger RNA, 552 nt
Organism: Hepatospora eriocheir
Lineage: Eukaryota; Fungi; Microsporidia; Hepatosporidae
Source: the annotation of a GenBank genome assembly
AUGGUACAGAAUGAUAAUUUAAGAAGAAAGAGAAAGACAAGCAUUCUAGGAGUAAAUAACUUGCCCAACGAUACAAGAAUGCACCAAGUGGCCAAAUCAUUUGAGUCAUUUGAUGUGGUAACAAUUAAGAGAAAGAAUGCAAGAAAUGAGUCAGAGUUUAACUAUCUAAUUGAAUUUGGCAGCUCAGAAGAGUGUGAGAAUGCAUUCACAGAAGUACAGACAAUCUUAAUAAAAGACACUAAGUACCCAGUCUUCUACGCAUCAUCAGAUUCACUAUCAGAAGCAAGGAAAGUAGUAUCAGAGAAUAAGCUGUAUGUUAAGUGUCCAAGAGGAGUAGAUAAACAAGACGUAAUGAAGAUGUUUAAUGAGUGUGAUAUCUAUGAUCCAAACCAAACAUCAAGCUACUUCUUUGUAAAUGUUGAGAGUCAAGAAAAACAGAUUGAUCUCCAGCAAAAAUACAAAGAUUUACAAGUUGAUGGAAAGAAUGUAAUUGUUUCCUUUGCAAUCAACAGUGUUAAGAAUAAUCGAAUUAGAUCAAGGAAAAUUGAAUAA